AUGACCACCGGGCCAAACAAUAUGAAGUUGUCCGAGGUUCCAUCAAAGCGUGAUACGGAGCAAGUGAUCAUGGACGUCCAGGAUGGAGACCUGAAGCAGCAAGACGUGCGGGACCUUGAUCCUGCUUUCCAAUUCAUGAACGCAGAGGAGAUUGAAUACACCCCCGACGAGGCCAAACAUGUUUUGUCCAAGAUCGAUCGAGUUCUCAUGCCAUUGCUCUGUUGGGUUUAUUUGAUUCAGUUUGCAGACAAAACAUCAUUGAACUAUGCUUCGCUUAUGGGCAUUCGGGAAGACACUCAUUUGGAUCCCAACUCGCAACAAUAUAGCUGGGUCUCGAGUAUUUUCUAUGCUGGAUACAUCUUUUGGGAAUUUCCCACCACUUAUCUGCUUCGACGUCUGCCCCUGGGCAAAUACACCUCAGUCAACAUUCUGAUCUGGGGAAUUGCACUCGUCUGUCACGCCGUCACUCAUAACUAUGCGAGCCUACUGGCCGUCCGCUUCUUCUUAGGCGCAUUUGAAGCAACAGUGACACCGGCCUUCGUCUUAUUCACUUCUUGCUGGUAUAAACAAGAGGAACAAGCCAGACGCAUGGGUCUGUGGCUUAGUUGUAAUGGAUUGGCCCAGUUACUUAUUGGGCCCAUCGCCUACGGCCUAGCCGGUGUACAAGGUACCACUAUUGCUGUGUGGAAAAUUCUCUUUUUGGUACUGGGCCUGCCCACUAUCCUAACGGGCGUGUUAUACUUUUGGUACAUGCCCGACAACCAAGUCCAGGCCCGGUUCUUAAAUCACCGCGAGAAGCUUAUUGCCAUCGAUCGAAUUCGAGGCAACUUCCAAGGUAUCGGCAAUCAAACAUGGAAAUGGCCCCAAUUCUUCGAAGCAUUCCGGGACCCGCGCACCUAUCUUUACGUGCUAUUCUCGCUCCUGAUGAAUAUUCCCAACGGGGGAAUCACCACUUUCGGCUCUAUCAUCAUCAGCUCCUUUGGGUUUUCCAAGCGCAUGUCCCUAAUUUUGAAUAUGCCGAUGGGCAUCGUGGACAUUACUUGUAAACUGGGGCUGACCUAUCUCUCUGAUCGGUUCUUUGAUCGCACCCUCUUUGCCAUAAUCGCUAUUCUGAUUCCCAUGAUCGGCGGUAUCAUGAUGAUUGUGAUCCCCGUUGAAGCCAAAGCUGGCUUGCUCAUUGGAUACUACUUCAUCGGUGCCGCUGGAACUGCCUGGUGUCUCGUGAUGGUGAUGAUUUCCAACAACACCCUAGGAUACACCAAGAAAGCAACAGUGAAUGGCCUGCAAAUCGUGGCCUACGCAGCUGGAAACUGGAUCGGUCCUCAGACAUUCCGCUCGAACCAAGCGCCUGAAUAUUUCGACGGCAAGCUGAUGGUCGCAAUCAUGUACGCUAUGGCAGCGGUAACCUUGGUGGUAAUUCGGGUGGUCAACAUAAUCGAGAAUAGGCGACGCGACCGCAAGGCGAUCGAGGAGCCUGACACUGCACAUGCUACCCCUGGGUCUGAAUUCUUGGACUUGACAGAUUUCGAGCAGCCAGCCUUUCGCUAUGUGCUCUGA
Penicillium cosmopolitanum is the source of this 1557-nucleotide messenger RNA. RefSeq lists its product as uncharacterized. Gene Ontology annotation, biological process: transmembrane transport. The record is from RefSeq and is a predicted model, not a curated record. The coding region runs from base 1 to 1557 and encodes 518 amino acids. Gene Ontology annotation, cellular component: membrane. Lineage: Eukaryota; Fungi; Ascomycota; Eurotiomycetes; Eurotiales; Aspergillaceae. Gene Ontology annotation, molecular function: transmembrane transporter activity. The transcript is spliced from 2 exons.